Messenger RNA from Brenthis ino (lesser marbled fritillary), 1836 nucleotides. Lineage: Eukaryota; Metazoa; Arthropoda; Insecta; Lepidoptera; Nymphalidae. The record is from the annotation of a GenBank genome assembly.
AUGAGUAUUGAUUCUUGUUAUGAAGGUGUUAUUGCAAAAUUAACUUCACAACAAAGAAUAAAAGCUAUAUCUGAUGAAUUAUUGUCUCUAAAAACAGAUAAUGAAAGAGUGCUCUUUGUGUACAAAAUUUUUGAAGACCUUAAUGCUUUUCCCAGUGUUAAAGAGGUCAAGAAAAGUGAUGAACUGUCUAUAUAUUACCGUAACCUUGGUAACGAAUGCUUUGAACAAUCUGAAUUUCAUAAGGCAUGGCAGUAUUACAACUUGUCACUUCUCAAUGCUACUGUACACUCAGAAUACUUUUGCAUAGCAUUAUCUAAUCGAUCAGCAGUAUUCUUUGAGCUAGAGAAAUACAAUGAGUGUAUACAAGAUAUUGACAAAGUAUUUUCAUUACAAUAUCCUGAAAAAUUAAGAGAAAAAUUGAAUAAAAGAAAGGAAUCAUGUUUUGAAUUUUUAUGCAUGGUCAAUGAUACACCUAGCACAGACAAUAUUAUAGUAGAUGAAAUUUUAAAAAUGAAAAGCCCAAAAGAUCCUGUCUAUGUUGCUGCAAGUACUAAACUAAAAGUGGUCCACAGUGAAGAAAUGGGCAGACAUGUUGUAGCAAAGGAAGAUAUAAGCGUUGGUGAAGUUAUAGUAGAAGAAGAUCCAUAUUUUACUAUUUUAAUUAAAUCUCAAUACCUCGUUGCUUGUAAUUAUUGUAUGUCAAGAAAUCUUAAUCUUAUGCCAUGUGACAAUUGCUGUUUUUCUUUAUAUUGUAGCAAUGAAUGUAAGGAAAAGGCUUGGAAGGAGUAUCAUAAAAUUGAAUGUCCACUGAAUGCUACUCUGCUGGAAAUGGACUUUACAAAAAUUGAACUACUAGCACUGAGAACAGUUAUCAAAGCCCGACGAGAUCAUACAAGCUGGGAUGAAUUAUUUAAAACAAUAGAAGCAGCUGAUUCCCAAAUGAAUACUGACUUUCAUGGACAGGUGAAAGUUGGUGACAAGUGGAUAUAUGAUUCCAAAUACUAUGCAUCCAUACAUUCUUUAGCUACAAACAAAGAAAGAAGAUCAAUUUCUGAUAUUUUCCAAAAGGCAGUCACAGCAGUAGUAUUUCUGAGGUUCUUGAAGUGCAACACUAUUUUUUUACAAUCGGAUUGUGAAGAGGAACAAGAUAAAAUUCUUCAAUGUGUAGCAAGAUUAUUGAUGAUACAUGAAAUGACUUCUCCUACAAAUAUGCAUGCAAUCACUUCCAAUAUAGGGAGUCAAAAUGGCAAAUUUGUUGAAGAAAUAAAUUUAGGCAGUGCACCAUACGCUUUUUGCAGUUUAAUAAAUCAUUCAUGUGCUCCAAAUGUGGUAAGAUAUUCAAAACUUGGUUCUGGUAGAAUGUCAGUAUUAGCUUUGAGGCCCAUUAAGAAAGGAAUGCAAGUUUUUGAUAAUUAUGGAUCACAUCAUGCUCUGGAGAACCGCAACACUCGUCAAAAAUCUCUUAAUUUUCAAUAUAAAUUUACGUGUCUUUGUGAGGCUUGUGUGGACGAUUGGCCCACAUAUAUGCAACUUAGUACAAGAAUGACAAAUAAAGUGCCAAAUACAAUUGUUCGAGCUAAAGAAAGGCUUUUAGGUAUGGAUGUUAUAAAUCAAUUACAAUAUGGAGACUUGGAGACGGCACUGAAAGUUUAUAAAAGUCUUUGUCAGCUAUGUGAAAAAUUAGAGAAAUAUGCACCAUGUCUUGAACUUUGUGAUUGCCAAGAAGCCUUAAAACAAUGUUUUGUAAUUUUUGGAGGGGUAGUGCCUUAUGGUUGUGAUCUAAUGGUUGAUCACAAAGCCCUUUCAACAGAAAGUAAUCCAUCUUGCACAAUUGCC